Molecule: messenger RNA, 1404 nt
Organism: Elgaria multicarinata webbii
Lineage: Eukaryota; Metazoa; Chordata; Lepidosauria; Squamata; Anguidae
Gene: SPATA6L
Product: spermatogenesis associated 6 like
Exons: 12
Coding region: 1-1230 (409 amino acids)
Biological process (GO): spermatogenesis
Molecular function (GO): myosin light chain binding
Source: RefSeq, a predicted model, not a curated record
AUGCCGCUGAAGGUCGUGGUGGAGCUGCAGAUCCAUGCGGUCUCUUGUCCUGGUGUAUACUUGACAGAAAAGAGCGAUGUUUAUCUUCAUGUUUGCAUUCUGGGUCAGUGCAAGGAGACCAAUUGCCUUCCUCCCAUCUUCCCUCUCCUGUUUCAUGAGCAAAUGUGGUUUGAAAAGAUUUUUGAACAGGCUACAGAUCCAGUUGCUGUAGUAGAACUGCUAGAAAAGAAAGAACAGCUUGCAUUUUAUGAAGAGAACACUCGAGAUUUUCUGUUUCCAGAGCCCAAACUGACUCCUACAUAUCCUGGAGUGGACAGAGAGUUACUAAUGCACACACACCCUUCUUUCCCAGGCAUUGCUCCAAAAUUAGAGUUUUCCACAAGAACAACUAUUACAGAACUUCCACUUCUGGACAGAAGAUGGUAUCGUGGCAGAAAUAAAACCAAGUUACGAAGGGCUGCCUCUGCAUCACCCCGGCGACGAAGGAGCAUCUCACCAGCACGAUGUAAGGCGACAAAGCAUAAGAACUGUAGGAGAUUUACAAAAUCCUUACGCUCCCGCUCUCCAUCUCCAAGUCCAACAAGACAUCAUCUCCAUGAGCUCUGCAGAGAAAGCCAUCAGCAGCUAUCUCCUCUGAGUUCAAAGUUUGUUAAGUUCAAAGCAGAAACAGACUACAGGCCGCCUUUUGUAGUUAGACAUGUAGAUACUUCUAAAUCAUUUGCUGAACCAACUCUGUCACAGGGACCAUAUCGAAAUGUACGAGAAAGUGUGAGCCCAUCAAGAAAACCUCACAAACUUCAGUUGAAGCGAGCAUUAUCGUUUGAUAGCUGGAAAGCAGCAUGUCCAGAAGCUAAGGUGAUCAGAGAGCCAGAUGACCAGUAUACUUCGGAUCAUGUUUCAUCAUCUCUUAAAAUGAAGGAACCUGUCGCUUACUUAUGUGACACUCCUGAUUUUUGUCAUGAAGCUUCAUUUGCCUCCCCAACACAUUACCGGUCAGCGAGUCCUGGUGAGAGAUGGGCCUCUCCACAACACAGGAUAUAUUCCAGCCCCAAUCCCAGCUGGGAAGAGAUUAAUGAGAGAGUGAGGAAUCUCUUGACUUCAGAUGAGGCCAGACAGAGACUUUCCAUUGGAGCCACUGAUUUUGAAAUUGAUGAUGUCCUUGAAAGAAGGUCCAUCUCUCUGAGGAGUUCCCCACAGUGUGACUCAGUGGAACAAAGAUACUGCUUGUAGUAUCUCUAUCAUUGGCAAGAUUGAAUGCCGUGUCCUUGAAGACCCAUUGCUGACAAGAACUUUGUUCUAGAGCAAACGUAUAGAUGGUUCAUUUUCUGUGUGGUGUUAUGUCUAAAUUGGUUUGAAACAAGUCUCUGUAUUGAAUGGCUGUGCUGAUUAAAUCGUUGAUUUAUU